GGGGGACCAGCACCCCCGAGGCCCGUCUCCUGGGCCGGAGGCGAUGCUCGGCUGGCGCGGCUGAGUCACCGCGAGGGCAAGCCGGGCCGCGGACCCAGCGACAGCCCGCCGACGGCUCAGGGAGCAGCCGCCCGGCACACGGGCCCCGCGGGAGCUCGCCGGGCGGAGCCCGCAGUGCCACGCAGGAGCUGAGCGAGGGCUGCGCGGUGAACUGUCACCGUUGUCACUCUGGACGCGGAAGUGCGCUUUCCUAUUUUGCUUUAAAAUCAGGGCUUGCGGUCUCCCGACCUGUGCAUCUGGUCGAAUUCAGCGGCAAUUCCCCUUCCCAUCCCAGCGCGGCGGCGCAAACCCAGCCUCCGUGCGCGCUUGCUGCCCAGGAGGCACCGCGGGCGCAGGGCAGCCCCUGAAAGGAGACAGCCCCCGAGACUCCGGCCCCGAAAACGGUCAGACCCGCGCCUAGCUCGGCAGGAAGACUGUGACCGUGGGAAUUUCGGCUACCUACCCAAGCAAGAUGAAGAUUCCAUUUGUGGAACCCGCCAUUUGCCUUAGUGUAUUUGCUAUGACUUUGACUGCUCCACUGACAACACAAUAUGUGUACAGGAGAAUAUGGGAGGAAACAGGCAACUACAGCAUUGCACCUGAUAGCAAUGUUUCUGAGUGUGCAAAAAACAAAAGCAGCCCAAUUUUCACAUUCCAGGAGGAAGUUCAGAAAAAAGUGUCUCUCUUUAACCUGCAGAUGGACAUAAGUGGGUUAAUUCCUGGUCUCGUGUCUACAUUCAUGCUUCUGUCUCAUAGUGACCACGGAGGACGGAAGUUCCCUUUGAUUCUGUCUUCUGUUGGUGCUCUUGCAAACAGUGCUUGGCUCUGUUUGCUUUCCUAUUUUGCCUUUCCAAUCCAGCUUUUGAUUGCAUCUACCUUUUUGGGUGCACUUUGUGGCAAUUACACCACACUUCUGGGCGCCUCUUUUGCCUACAUAGUUGAUCAGUGUAAAGAAAAGAAACAAAGAACAAUUCGAAUAGCUAUAAUUGACUUCCUCCUUGGAAUUGUCACUGGAUUAACAGGAUUGUCUUCUGGCUAUUUUAUUAGAGAACUAGGUUUUGUGUGGUCGUUUUUAAUUGCUACUAUGGCUCUUGCUGUUAACUUGAUUUAUAUUUUAUUCUUUCUUGAGGAUUCGAUGAAAGAGCCUUCAUCUCAGAAUGUUUCUAUAUCAUGGACUGAAGGCUUUAAAAACUUAUUUUACCGAACUUACAUGCUUUUUAAAAAUAAUUCUGGUGAGCAACGAUCUUUGCUCUGUUUGUUGCUUUUUACAAUGAUCACUUAUUUUUUCGUGACAGUUGGCAUUUCCCCCAUUUUUAUCCUUUAUGAAUUGGAUUCACCACUCUGCUGGGAUGAAGUUUUAAUAGGUUAUGGAUCAGCUUUGGGUAGUGUCUCUUUUUUCAGUAGUUUCCUAGGAAUAUGGCUUUUUUCUUAUUGUAUGGAAGAUAUUCACAUGGCCUUCAUUGGAAUUUUUACCACCAUGGUAGGAAUGGCUAUGACUGCUUUUGCCAGAACAACACUGAUGAUGUUUUUAGUCAGGCUGCCAUUCCUUUUCACUGUUGUGCCACUCUCUGUUCUACGGUCCAUGAUAUCAAAAGUGGUUCGUUCUACUGAACAAGGCACCAUGUUCGCUUGUCUCGCUUUCUUAGAAACACUUGGCGGAAUCACUGCAGUUUCUACUUUCAACGGAAUUUAUUCAGCCACCGUUGCUUGGUACAAAGGCUUCGUCUUUCUGCUCUCCGCUGUUUUAUUACUAAUUCCAGCCAUCAGUCUAUGUGCUGUCACGUGCAUCAGCAGGAAUGCGGGAAGCUAUGUCCUGCUUAUACAAGAAGAAUCCAGCGGAGACACUUCAGACAGAUGAUUAAUUGUGAUUUGAAAAAAAUCCAAAUGCUCAUAUCAUAUACCCUUGACUUCUGAAGGAUACAAACUAGCUCCACAAUCAGCACUUCAUGAAUAAUCAAGGCUGCAAGUCCUUUCUUCUAAACAGUCAGAGAAAUAGUUGCUGCUCUAGCUUCUUACAGCACCAUGCGCUUUGAGCACUUUACGAAGAUCAUGUGACAUAUUCCCAGUAGAUAAAAGAACAAAUCUCAAGACACCUCCCACUUUGGGAUUUACAAAAGAAACUGAAACUGAUCGGUAUAAGAUGGGACUAAGAAAUCUGAUACAAUCAAAAGCAAUAAUCUCCCUGAUACACUCCAGUCUCUCACAUUAAGACAAGGAAGAACUCUUUGUCUGCCUCAGUUUCUUCAUCUGCAAAAUGACUUUUUGACCCCUCUCAAAGAUUUUGAAGGAAUAACUGUUGAAAAUUAUGAUGAGUCAGUCGCUUAUAGGAAAAUGAUAGAAGUUUCAAGUAUUCAUAAUAUAAUUUUCUUCUACUUGGGUAAUGCUUUGUUUUUUAGAGCCCAUCAAGGUGUUAGUGAUAGUCAAAGCUCUCAGUAGCUGCAAUAUCCUUCAAAGGGAAGAACUUUAAUGAAUACGUUUUCACUUUUCCUAAUACGUUUCAUCAGUGACAGGCAUGAUAAUAUUUCCAUAAGUAACACAGGGGUGACUGAAAAAAAAGAUUACAAGUAGUUCCUAAAGAAAUGUAAAAACUGAGUAAACAGGCAAUCAUGAUGUAAAGUAACUAGUAUUUAUAGAGUCAAUAUUCAUUCCUUCUUUCUGUCAAAGGGUAUCCAUCUCUUACUGCCUUAUACUCAUCCUGGGACCACCAUGGUCCCUGAAAACACUGCAUCCUCUCCUGCCUCCUGUCUGCACACGGGGUUCCAUGGGGCCUUCUUCCCUCCCUACGUUGAAACUUUUAAGUCUCAGCCAAGGCAUAGCUUCCGCUUCCUCCGUGUCCCUUCCGGACAUUUCUACCCUCACCUCCUGCCCACCUCCACCCCCCACCCCCGUCCCUGCAGGGCUCCCACAGCUCUCUGGGUACUGCCAUCCAAGCAUUUUCCCUUGUCUUGUAAUGUUUGUUCCCCUACUAGACAAUGAGCAGCUGAGGACAGGGACAAUCUUUGAUUCCUCAUUAUAUCCACAAUAAAAUUUGAACUAAACACAGAGUUUUGUUUUCACUUGUAAAAAUCAU
Mesoplodon densirostris (Blainville's beaked whale) is the source of this 3109-nucleotide messenger RNA. RefSeq names its product solute carrier family 46 member 3 (gene SLC46A3). Gene Ontology annotation, cellular component: lysosomal membrane. Gene Ontology annotation, molecular function: transmembrane transporter activity. The record is from RefSeq and is a predicted model, not a curated record. The transcript has 6 exons. Bases 512 to 1897 code for a protein of 461 amino acids. NCBI's taxonomy places the organism in Eukaryota, Metazoa, Chordata, Mammalia, Artiodactyla, Ziphiidae. Gene Ontology annotation, biological process: vacuolar transmembrane transport.